AAGUCCUACUCACUGUCUUCUUACGGCAUUACUGUUGUUUACAAAAUUGAGAGGACGAGAAGAGAAUGUCCUGCGCUUUAACCGGGUUGAUGAACACAGGCAGUCCACCUAGAGGAGUUGGGAAACCCUGAUUCCAAACCAAUGGUGCACAUGGACUCCAGUGUGCUGAGGGAACAAAUGGCGUAUGAACCACUUGUUGGUCACCGACUAUCAUGGGACUGCAUCUGCUGACUUUGUUCCACUGCCGUGUGGAUUAGACCUUUAGGUCGAAGGCUCCGGGUUUGACCUUCUAGGAAAACCACGUGAUCCGGUUUGGGCACCCAGGAAGUUUUUCAGCCCUCACACAAACCAAACGAUUUAUGUGGCGUAUAUCUAUUUGGUGCCUUCUUGCACUAAUAUUUAUGCGUUUAAAUAAUAAGUAAUAAUAAUAACUCUUAAUAGGACAAACCAGUCUGAGAUCCUCACGGACAUCUAUUCUGGACCCAGUCAGUUUGCGUGCGUUUUCCAGUAUUAGGUUUUUUUUAGCAGGAGCUAAGGUAACUUUUAAGAGGCAGCUUUUCUGCGCGCUCUCGGAGUCCAUUUGUUUCUCUAUUGUACAAAGCUUAUAGAUGUUAACUCCUACCGUUUCUGGAAGCAGUUUGCUUAUUAAGGGCUUAAUGUGACUUAAGUCGUGUUCAAAUCCAACCUUUGGUUCUUUUUGGAAGAUUCUCUUAACUUAUGAAAAAUGGCUGACUUGUCACAGAGACCCGUCUUAACAUGCUGCGAGGUUUUGCUUCUCAAAAUAUCUCCAUUCCUACAGUUCAGUUUGGAGUCAAAUGCGAAUGUCUCACUUUGUUUACUUACUUUUCUUUUCUGGGUGUAAUUGUAAGUAGUUCAUCGACCUUAUUAUCUUGGUCACAUCAUCUACACCGCUCAGGCUUUGCUCCUCAAUAGUCUAUUUUGCAUUGGUAUGUGAAUCCGGACCUGAAACCGUCGACUCACAUCUCUUAGAGCUCCCUAUAAUUUGUUUCUUCUCAGCAUGCUUUUUCCGGUAACCAUGCCUACAUCUGUUUGUUAUCCACUACGCUAUUUGGGUCCAUCUUGAUGGUUUCAUUAAAAUCCAAAGUUGGACUCAUGAUAAUACUCACUGCUUCCUCAAAAACUGAAAACUGUUAAUCUGCUGCUGGCUAUUUAUCUGAGGGCAUCUUUUUAGCUAUGUUCAGCAGUUCAACCACUUCAAAACUCAGCAGAGACUUUGUGGAGCAGCAUACUUUGCACAGACAACGUGAUAAUGGGUUGCAGCACCUUUUAUAUGCAGCCGGUGUGAGUCCGGUACACAUGUUGUGAUAUCACUUGUUGCAGUUGUCACAUUGCACUACGUCCUCGAUCAGGAAAAGACACGCGGGUCUACCACAACGAUGUUUUACUCGCGCAAUAAAAUUGUGUAUUGAUCUCACAAAGAGAACAAAAAUCUGAUCUCUAGAAUAAGUAUUUUUCUAAGACCUUAAAGGUAACAGACGCUGAACACAAAAGGCUGAGGUUUAUGUGUUACUGUAACUGAAAGCAAAAAUCCGACGAAAAUAAGUACAAAAAAGCCUUUACACCUUUGAAUACAAACAACAUUGAAAGGUUUACACAAUGAGGAGAUAUAGCAUUACCCUUUUUGUUUCCGUACUCAAAGAGUACAGAUAAUAAAUUACUUUAGAACAAAAAAUGAUGCCCUUGGUUAUUUCUUUAUCUCUUCAUUCCCUAAUACAUUAGUUGUAUUUAUGAAUAACUAAAUCAAAUGCGUCAAAAUAUAUGUACUUAAUCUCUAAGCCUUAACCUUUGUUUUAAAAUUUUUAUAUUAUUCCAUGCAUCAAACUAGCUUUCAGUAUGUUUGUCGGAUCACUAUGUAGUUACGAGUUUAAACCGUUGUUGAAUUACUACCUUGCAUUCGUUUUAACUUACUUUUCUACUAAUGUCAAAUACUUCCAAACAGAUUUUACAGAAGGUAAACAAUAUGAGGUUAAAAUAAGACUACAUAACCGAUAUAUUUCAGUUGUUUUCUUUACUUUUUUAUCCCAACAGUAAAUGCAAUAUCAAUAGGUACUAGUUUGUAUAUUCAACUUCAGGCCAAACUUUUAUCCAUGUAAACUGUUUAAACUAAAUUGGAGUUCGUAACUGUACUGAAAUAUUUGAAUGUUGAGUGCUUUAACUAAUUAGUUACCUCUAUAAGUACUUAUCGAAACCUUUGUGUCUGCAUUUAUAAGUUUCCCAUGGUUUUCGGCAAGUGAUCUUAUCAACAUUUCCCUUCUAAACCUAACCACAAUUUGUUUUAUUGUUCACUUUUAAACUUAAAACAAGAUUACCAUUUAUUUGCUUAAAGUAUUGUGUUAACAUUCCGUUAAUUUCUUUAUUAUUCAAAUGUUCGUUUGUAGACUGAUAAAUUGGCUAAUUUUAAAAUCGUGACUGUAAACAAACAAACAUCGUAAUCAUAAUGUCGACCAAAGGUGAUAAAGCGGUUGAAAGACAAAUGCAAAUGUUUGAAAUCGAAAUGAUGCAACAAGUAUUUACCAGUAUGACAAGUAGCUGUCUAGCUAAAUGUAUUCCAUCUAAUUAUAAUGAUGGUGAUCUAACUAAAGGUGAAGCAGUUUGUUUAGAUAGAUGCGCCUCAAAAUUUAUGCAAGCGUAUAUGCAAACUACUAAGAAGUUGUCUACAAUGGCAUCAUCAGACCCGAAAGUGGUAACUAGUAACUAGACUUUUUCAGGAUAUACUCUGGAAAAAAUUUCGCUUUCUAAACUGAAAAUUUAGAUGUAAAGAAACAUAUCCUUGUUUUCUGUAUUAUAUCGCAAUUGUAAAUUAGUUGUAUUUUUAAAGUACAACUAUGUCAAAAUGAGUUUACAUUCUGUGGUAAAUUUCUCAUGAAGAGCUAGUGAACUGAUUGUUUAGAUGAAGUAUUACUAGACAAUUAGGUAGUCUGGUUUUGUUAUGAACAACAUUCCUCUGAAGUUGACGGUUCAAUGAUUUAUUCUGAAGUAACAAAACUGUUAAGUACUCUGAUUGGUUUGUCUUAAGACUCAUUAGCGUAUGCUAACCCCCCCAGAUUUCAUGUUAAGAUUUUAAAAACUGAUUCCGAAUUUACUUCUGAACGUUUGUAACCCUCCCCUCGUCACUUGGAUUUAGCUAUUAAGUCCCACUGAACACUUUGCUAAAUGUGGUGACAAGUAUGAUAUAAUCUGUAAUGACAAGUUUUCUGGGGAUGGAAAUAUUGGUCCAAAAGGGUUCGUGAGUGUAAAUAAAGGUCUACGUUUAAGUAAAAGUUUUCAAAGAAAAUAAUAAGUUUACACUUUAGCUCCUUGAUCAAAUAUCUGAAAUUAUGAACUUACAGUUGCAAAUAUUAUUCCACCCUCUUAAUAUGUUUCUGUAUUAAUCAAUAAAAUGAGGAAACUUAUGUUGAAAUUUGUUUUGUCAUUGUAGGCAUGACGUAAUAGGUGAGUAGUUUAUGUUUUUCCCAUCAUACUUAGUGUUGCUUGAUAAUAAAGCACAAAUUUAUGAACAUAGUUCCGUCUGAUAACCGAAGAGAGCUCGAGUCUUUUUCUUGAUCCUUUCUCAAAAAUAGUAUUAUAGCUUUAGAACUAUGUGCUGAGUGGUUUAAUGGUCGUAUAUCUUUGGAGAUCCGAAAUGAAUGCCGAAACUAUUUCUAAAUAAUCCUGCGCUCAACUGGGACUAGCUCCAAGAUGAGUUGUGCGUAGCUUUAAUAAGUCGGGUCCAUAAUGCAACUCAUCAUGUCAACUUAUAAUUCUGCGUACUAACUUUCUUGCAGCUAGGAAGCACUAUUUCUUAAAAGAAAUGAAAGCGAUGAUCAUAUUAUCUAUCAUCUGUCGAAGUUUUUCAUAAGUGAUAAGGUAAUACUCAAUAAAUUGAUAGGUAUUUAUCUUUUUAAAAGCCCACUCAAUCAGAAAAUCCAUAAAAGAUUCCAACAAAUAUAUUCGGUAACUUUUCAUCAGGCUUUACUACUACAAUUAGAUGAAUCUGUUCGGGAUACUUGAGUCGGUGUUUAGUAAAUUCAUAGAACGUGCACAUGAAUUGGAGAGUUGAAAAUGAUCAUAAUAAUGGUAGCAAAAUUGUAAGUGUAUAUGAUUUGUUGGAAAUUUAUGCGUUAGUAUCACAGAGAAAUAGCUAGUUGAUUUCACUCUAGACAUGUGUUAGCGGGACAUUGACUGGACUGAAGCAUGCUCAGUUGCUUUGGUGCGCACUGAUUGGCUAAUUCUUAUCCAAUCAGCACUAGUCGAUACUUUGGAGAAUACUCUAGAAUCUCAUGCAAAAACUAUAAAUAUAGUAACGUUCUUCCUAUUGUGUUACUUACUUCCAUCUAACCUUGUUAUUUGGAAUGUAACCUCUUUUCCUGUACAACCGUGUUCUGAUUUGGGGGACUUGUCGAGCGAAUCGGUGUCCGAGAAUACUAAGCAAUUGGAAUAGCUGGUUUAUAACCGUAAGAGAGAAUCAUAACAACAUGUUUGAACUUUACUAAUCGUGACUUCCCACUAGAACUUCAUAAGCGCAUUUCGAAGUAAGUCACCUGUGAGUUUGUUACAGUUUAGACGAAUGGGUUUUGUGGGGUCGAGCCAUGAUGGAGUCGUAGAUGCCUACUCCAGAACAGUCCCAUACUAGGGCGUAACAUCUGUCUACUCGCUAUCUAGUCUUUUUUCCUGAUGAAUAUCACUUACAAAAUAGAAACACAAGAUUCUCAGUCGUAAUAGUAUGAAUGCUACUUGUUAGUUGACGACUGGUCAGUCAAGAGAGAGUAAAGGUCACACUAAGUAACCAAUGGUAAUAUACUGCAAUAUAUUGUGGAUUAUUGAAUAUAACUAAUCAUUUUGAUGUUCGGUCCUUACCAAAACACCGACCUAAAUAAAUCUAGAUAUUUCCCUUGCAUCGACAUUUAUAGUUAGAUCCAUUAUAGGAUGCUUGAAAGUCAACUAGUUAUUUAGGUGAAAGUUGCAUAACAAACCGCUUCCAGAUAAGACGUUUCCAAAGGACACUUGGUAGAGUUGUGAAGCUUUAUCGAGUGUGUUUGUAAGUGUAUGAUUUUGUAUAAUUCUUAACCCUUAAUGCAGCAUUAGGCUUGGCAAGGCAACUGAUGAGUCCUAAAUACAGAUAGCAAACUUUGCGUGAGUUGGUUGGAAAUCAGAAACAUUUGGACGAAUGUAUUCAAUUCUUAUUACCCUCUCAAUCUUAAGCAUUUUGUAGCGUUAACUGCGUUUUUGUGCAGUAUCUGUGGAUUUUCUUUAGUAAGUUCUUAACUCUCAUUAUUAUUGUGGCUACGCCGAGUCGUAAGGUUUUGAGCAGUACCAUACGUAUAUACAUAAUUUUCAAAACAAAUUUAUUUGACGUCUACAACAAGUGAUCUCAAAGAUCUUUACACUUAGUCUGAAUAAUCAAAUUCAGAUAGUCAACGUGUUCUGUUUUGUUUACCUGAAAUACUACUGUUGUUAAUUUUGAUCCGUUGUAGUGUUUGUUCCUUCGAAUUUCUAACUUAAUUGUAUGAUGGUUGGAGACUAGGCAACAUGGCUUAGAAUCGACCAUAAUGGCGUAGGUGUAUACACUUUUCUCAUUAAACAAUGAGAUUAAAAGUACUAUAUACGUUUUUUUCUACGAACUGGUUCUCUCUGUAUCAUAUCCUUAUACACAUUCUUUUUUAUAUGGUACUACCAUUGAAGUAACUGCUUCUAUGAAUUUGGUGUUCAUCUUGUUGUGCUGAGGUAGAGCAACUCGGACCAAUGCAUAUAUGUGUUUGGUCCUACGUUGCAGAUGACUGACCGUAUGAUGUCCGUUUCUCAAGAAACAUUUAUUCGUCCAACUAAUAUUAGGUGACAUUAAUGUACUAGAUGCUGUUGUCAACUAUGGUUUGUACGUCAAACGGUCAGUCUAUCAUUAUCAACAUGGGGUAUGGAACAGGUUUGUGUUUUAACUUAAGUUUCUAUACUACUUUAGCACGACAAGAAGUUUGGAAGAUCAGUGGUAAAAUGGUCAAAAUAAUGUAGAAGCGAUGUUUAUGCGGUAGACUGGGUAUUGAAAAUAUGCUUCGAAAAGACAAAGACACGCAAGCAGAAUUACUGUUACUCAAAACCAAGAGAGAGCAUACACUUGAACCAGUGCAAUCGAUUCUAACUAAUACCAUGCAACAUUCCUAACAGCUGUUUGUGGUUAUCUUCUGGACACUAGCCAACUGUAUUGGGUUAAUAAAUAAGAUGAUUUUUCAAGUUCGAUGAAAUUACAGUGGAUCACUGUGCUAAUCAAGCCGAAUAUCCUCUAUUCCAAGUAGGCGGCUCUCAAGUGAAAUUUAGCCAAGAGAUAAGGUUUACGCUAAUCUCUAAAAUCAAAAGAUGUAAACUAUCUAGUGCUGCAGUAAAUGUCAGAAUGAACAUUAUGAAUUUAAAAACCUUGAAUCGCGAGGCCUUUAGGUGUUGGCUACACUUUAAAGUCACAAACAACAUGAAAAGUGAGUUGUUUUUUAGAAGAGUUGGAUCCAGGAGGAAAAUGUUUGGUAGAAACAUCUAUUGGAAUUGAAGGAGGAAUAAAAUGAUAAGUAAGGGUGAUAAAAGUACUUAAUUGAGGUAGAAAGAUGAAUGUACAUGAUAAAAUCUGUGGAGUAUAACUCGUUACAACAAUAAAUUGAACUACCUACUCUUGACGAGUAGCACGAUUUUAAGCAGGAAAUAAAUAGUCUAAGAGCAAAACUUCAAAAAACAAUUUUCAAACAGAUAACUUCGCUUCUUUCAACCACUAAAACAAAUAGUUUCACAAAAUUGAUCAGGCUUGAUGUUUUAUUGGUCUGUUUAGUUAGAUUUCAGCUGGUAAUAUCUAGUCACUAAUUCUACUACAUGGUAAUUUGAGUAUGUGUCUAGACAGUUAUUGAGAUUUUUUUGAUUGAGAUCAUGAACCGGUUGAUGUUAGACCACCAUUGAAAACCUGGAAGCACUGGACGACUGUUUAGUCCUAUUGUGGGACCCCUCGGCAGUGCGCAUCCACGAUCCUGCUCGCGGGAUUCGAACCGAGGGCCUCCAGUCUCGAGCGCGAACGCUUAACCUACUGGACCACUGAGCCGGUAUCCAAUGGUGCUAAUGUCUAACUUCAACCAAUCCACGAAAUCGCGCGACCAUCUUCCAUUGUACUGAGGUAGACACCUGUUUCUACCCGACACUAGUGAGAGUUUGGCAUACCAUUUAAAGCACGACCGUACGUUUGUACCAGCUAAAUAGGAUUCUCUGGUGUCUGUUGCAAUUCUUCAAAGUUAUUAAGGAUUCUGUUCACUAGAUCUGACUCCAAAGACGGACUAACCUAGAAUAUUUUCCAAAAACUUGGGCACUCGCACACUGCCGUUCGUCAGACUGCUAAGUAAGGAGACAAACAGAAAAAAUGACAUUGUACCGCGCAAGAUUUC
Messenger RNA from Schistosoma guineensis, 7406 nucleotides. NCBI's taxonomy places the organism in Eukaryota, Metazoa, Platyhelminthes, Trematoda, Strigeidida, Schistosomatidae. The record is from the annotation of a GenBank genome assembly.